CUGUCAUCGAAAGAUAAGGUGUGUUGGUGACUUGGUGAGCGGGCCGCGGGCGUUGCCUUCGCGUCCGUAGUCCGUAUUCCGUAGAGCGCGCAGUUCGCUCCGGCGCUUCGUAACAGAAGGACGGCGCACGCGCUUCGCAGCAGAGAUCUAGGCCGCACACAAGUGUCAGAUCACGUUCUCGCUUAUUAUGGAAAAAGUGUGUUUAAUUACCAUUCGAUAAACUGUAACGGAUCAUCGGGGUGCCGGCACAUGUGCCGUUUUAAAUCCGAAAGACCGAUACAUCAAAUAGCGAGGGUUUAUCUAUGUAGGCUGGCGUGAUAAGUGUUGUGUGUUACCGUAUUGUUUUGGCUGCUCAGCCCCGUCCGUGUCGGUUGCGAGCCGACUACGAGCGAUUCCCCAUACAGUGUUGAUUUAAUUUUGUGAAUGAGUCAGCUAACAGGCGUUGGUAUCGUUAGCUUUGUCAACGUGCUGCCCACAAUAUCUGAAGGCGUGACAAUGAGAGAAAAAAGGGGAGGCGCUAUGAGCAAAAUGCAAAAGCUCAGGAAACGCCUGUCCCUUAGCUUCGGUAGAUUAUCAACAAAAGACGAUUCGGAGUGCGAAGGCGGUGAGGGUGGUUGCCGUGGCCGGCAGCAGAACGGCGGCGCCCGCGGCAAGCUGCCCUACAACGGCUACUCCGAGGAGUGCCUCGACCGCCUUGAGCCCAACGGCAAUAUACCCCACGAUAAGGACUCACAUUAUGAGUGGAGCGGCGGCGGUAACGGCGAGUAUCGGGUGCGUCGGCAACUAUCAGUGUCGUCAGACUCGAAGCUGUUAGACGAGGGGGCGCGGGAGGAGGCGCGGGUCGUGAUGCGGCCCAAGCGCCCGCCCAGGCCCAAGUCCGAGGCAUUUCUGGGCCCGCACGAACACAACAGACGCACCAAGCGGUUUAGUGCCUUUGGGGGUGAUUCUCCGUUCGGGAAAUCCGAAGCGUAUAUGAAAUUGGAGCAGCUCGGUGAGGGUUCCUACGCAACAGUCUACAAGGGUUAUAGCAAUUUAACGCAACAGGUUGUCGCGCUAAAGGAGAUAAGACUGCAGGAAGAUGAAGGUGCGCCAUUCACGGCCAUACGCGAGGCAUCUCUCCUGAAAGAAUUGAAGCACGCCAAUAUUGUUACCUUGCACGAUAUAGUGCACACGAGAGAAACACUCACAUUUGUCUUCGAGUUUGUGGACACGGAUUUAUCUCAGUACAUGGAGAGGCACCCCGGCGGCCUCAAUCACCACAAUGUCAAACUGUUCAUGUUCCAACUACUACGCGGUCUCUCUUACUGCCAUAGAAGACGAAUUCUACACAGGGACGUCAAACCGCAGAACCUCUUAAUUAGCUCUCAUGGUGAACUGAAGCUCGCUGACUUCGGUCUCGCGCGCGCCAAGUCAGUGCCCAGCCAUACCUACUCACAUGAAGUUGUCACACUCUGGUAUAGACCGCCAGACGUGUUGCUGGGCAGCACGGAGUACUCGACAUCUCUGGACAUGUGGGGUGUGGGCUGCAUCUUCGUGGAGAUGCUGUGCGGCGUGCCAACCUUCCCCGGCGUCAGGGACACGCACGAUCAGCUUGAGAAAAUAUUCAAGGUGGUGGGCACACCGACAGAGGAGAGCUGGCCGGGAGUGUCUCGGCUGCCGGGACUGCGCGAGCACGUGUCGCGGUGGGGCACGUGUCCCGCGCGCGCGCUGGGUGCCGCCUGGCCGCGCCUGCGCGAGGCGGGGCGCGACGCUGAGCGGCUGGCGGCGGCGCUGCUGCAGCCGGAGCCCCAGCGCCGUCUGCCCGCACACCGCGCCACACACCACUCGUACUUCGCCGCGCUACCACCCAGGCUGAGAGACCUACCCGAUGAGGUGUCGAUCUUCACAGUGGAGGGCGUGUGCCUGCACCCGGAGACGCGGCACGUGGCCAUCAAGUGAGACCCCGACGCCGCUCUUUAGUUGAAUCUGUUACUCUUGUUCCUUUGUACGUACACGGCGCCGCGCGCUGACACCAGGCGCGCACGCAUCUAAGCAAAUGCACGAGUGCGCGUGCCCCGACACAAGUGCACGUGUCUCGACACAAGUGCACGUGUCUCGACACAAGUGCACGUGUCUCGACACAAGUGCACGUGUCUCGACGCGAGUGUGCGCUCGGCGCGGACCUUAUUAGUUAGUACGUUUUAAUUCCUAUAGUUUUAAUGGGGACAGUCGAAAACCGGUUGGUACGUUUCGGUGGACCAAAUUUCGUGAUAGUACCAUCGUCUAGUUUAAAUGUACGGGCAUCGAAUGCCUCUCGGUCUUCAGUUGAACGUCAUUCAGUUUGUCCAUCCGUCGACUGCUUUCGACUUUAAUAUUAUAUUAGCGCUUGUUAAGCUUCUAACGUAAUAUCCAUCCAUAUAAUUCAAUUAUUCUAUGGUGACAAGGUAAACUGAUAGGUGUGUACGAUUUUUAUGUAUAAAUAUAUAUAUGAACAGAGCAGUGUGCCAUUUAUAUCUAUAAUUGAAGAGAACGAUGAGUUUAUUUUAAAAGAUUUUUACGCUGGAUAUAUGCUCAUAAUUUUGGUAAAAGAAAAAUUUAAGAUGUUUAUUUAUAUUAAGGUUUUAAACAGUCUGUGAAGGUAAUUCUGAUAUGUGAUUUCGUCGCCGUGCGCUUACAUUCUUAGCCCUAAUUCGCACGGGCGCUUUUUUAUCGCGAGUUAAAAAGCCUUCAAAUUGAAAAAUUCAUUUCCAUGUUUCUAUUCAUACGGCAGCGCUUUUAAAACGCGACGUUUUUUAUCACUCAAUAUUGCAUUUUGAGUGCUGGGCGAACGGAACAAAAGUGAUUUUAAAGCGUUUGUCGAUCAAGAGUCACCAACGCCGAGUUACGCUGCGUUAAAAAAACGCCCGUUCGUAUGAAACCUUACGUAAUGAUACUCCGGGCUACCUACAGUUAAAAAGUGGCCACUCUAAUGUAGGAAAGACAGUAGUUUUCGAAUCUUAUGCACACAUUCCUUCCACGGUGCUCAAAAAAAAUUAUCUGUGGCAUAUUUAGUGAACAUUUGUCAUUUAUUGUUGUGCACAGCUUACAUCGACUCACCAGUAUUGCAAUUUUGUUUGUUAACGUUUUGAAAGCGAACGAUGGAUCGCUACCAGUGAUAGGAUGCGAAUUGAUACGUCUUAUCUAAAUUAAUAACCGUAAGAUCUCAAAUUGAUGAAGUGUGGGACCGUCCUACUGUAUUAUACUUGAUUAGGGAAUUUGAUGAAUUUCUAAAUAAACUUUACUAAAAAUUAAUCUGAUUGUACAAAUAAUGUCAGAUAGAUGUUAAUGUUUAAGCUAAGAAUCUUAGCGCAGAAUUUUCAUAGUGGAUCUACACUAAAAAGCUCGUGUAUUACUUAAAUAACAAAUCUGAGUAAUAACCGGUAUACUUAUAAUGCUGUCGAGCUCAAAAUUAAUAUCUAUCUGACAUCGUUUGUGUGGAAAAAGGGUAGAUUAGGGAUGAGUUAGGUUCCGUCUAGCCUAAAGACUAGUAAAUUUACCAGUUUAGUGAAUAUUUUAGUGGUCCCUCACGUAAAUAAGGUUUAGAGAUUUAGUGAGUAGACCAGCGCAUUGCCAACUUGACAAUGAUCUCUUCUGUACAAGAAGGAUUUUAGUCGGAUCCCUGUUUUAUUUAGUUGUUUUUGUAGUAAAACCACUACUAGAAUAACAUGACAACACCAAUUUGUGCCAAUAAUAUAGUAUUUUCACAAUAGUACUAGAAAAUUAUAACAAUAAAAUUGACCCUAUCAAUGAUUGUUAGCUGCUUCAAUUAAAUGUGCUAGGCAAAUUUAGUUAAAUUUAGCAUGUUUUUAUUUUUCUAGUCUAAUCAGAAUUGGCGAGUAAAAGCACCAAUUUUGACAGUAAAAUUAAUAAUAACUUGAAUUGUUAAAUUAACAGGAUAGGACAGGUUUAAAAAAAAAGUCUUUUUUAUAAUCACGAAAUCAUUUGACACUGCCAUUAAAAGAACUUAUCGUUAGUAUUGUAUCGAGUUGACAGUGUGCCUGGAAACGAUCUAGAAAAUGUAGUUCUCCUUAGCGUAGUAGCGUAUACAGAGCUUUAGAGACAUUUACAUGGAGAUGGGGGGCAUAGCCGCAGGGGGCAUUAAACCGCAACGUUGUAAAAGAGAAAUAAUGAAUUGACUUUUUAUCCUUAAUUUUUUUUUGUAUUUAUAUAGACAAGAGAUUUUGAAAUA
Molecule: messenger RNA, 4207 nt
Organism: Papilio machaon (common yellow swallowtail)
Lineage: Eukaryota; Metazoa; Arthropoda; Insecta; Lepidoptera; Papilionidae
Gene: Eip63E
Product: cyclin-dependent kinase 14
Exons: 11
Coding region: 424-1938 (504 amino acids)
Biological process (GO): protein phosphorylation
Cellular component (GO): cytoplasm; nucleus; cytosol
Molecular function (GO): heme binding; cyclin binding; cyclin-dependent protein serine/threonine kinase activity
Source: RefSeq, a predicted model, not a curated record